Messenger RNA from Musa acuminata subsp. malaccensis (wild Malaysian banana), 1873 nucleotides. RefSeq names its product sulfoquinovosyl transferase SQD2. Gene Ontology annotation, molecular function: UDP-sulfoquinovose:DAG sulfoquinovosyltransferase activity. Gene Ontology annotation, cellular component: chloroplast envelope. The record is from RefSeq and is a predicted model, not a curated record. NCBI's taxonomy places the organism in Eukaryota, Viridiplantae, Streptophyta, Magnoliopsida, Zingiberales, Musaceae. Gene Ontology annotation, biological process: glycolipid biosynthetic process; sulfolipid biosynthetic process.
CCCCACUCCAAACAAAGACAAGCCCUCGUCGCCCCUCCCCGCCUCUCAUCUUUGCCUCUUCUUUCGUGGCCCUGCGAGUUGACUUGUAGGCAACCCAACCCCUCCUAGCCUCCGAUUACAUCCCUUCAUCACACAUGAUUCCCGCUGACUCACUACUUCGCACAAACCAUCUCCGCUCUCCCGCCGUCACCCCUUCUCCGCCGACGCACCUCCUUAGCUUCCAUUACCCCCCUGCUUCUUCCCCUUCUCUUAGCUUCUCGUCGUCGUCUUUUCCGAGGGAGCUGCGGAUCGCCUUGCGGCGAGGGAGGCGGAAAAUUGGGGCCUACGCCGAGAUGAGCAAGAAGAUGGUCAUUGAAGAGGUGAAGGAGGACGAGGAGGAGGAAGAAACGCCGCCCAUGAUCUUGGAGGAUCAAGAGGGUAACUCUAAGCCUCGCCGCAUUGCCCUCUUCGUCGAGCCCUCCCCCUUCGCUUAUAUUUCUGGAUAUAAGAACCGCUUCCAGAAUUUCAUCAAACAUCUGCGUGAAAUGGGGGAUGAGGUCAUUGUGGUGACUACCCAUGAAGGGGUACCUCAGGAAUUCUAUGGCGCAAAGGUUAUUGGUUCAUGGAGCUUCCCCUGCCCAUGGUAUCAGAAAGUUCCACUUUCAUUGGCACUGAGCCCUAGAAUAAUUUCAGAAGUGGCAAAGUUCAAGCCUGACAUUAUUCAUGCAUCUUCUCCAGGAAUCAUGGUGUUUGGUGCUUUGGCAAUUGCCAAAUUGCUUUGUGUUCCAAUAGUGAUGUCAUAUCACACCCACGUUCCAAUAUAUAUUCCCAGAUAUACAUUCAGUUGGUUGGUGAAGCCCAUGUGGUUGAUAAUAAGGUUCCUUCAUAGAGCUGCUGAUCUUACUUUAGUGCCUUCAGCUGCUAUUAGCAAGGAUCUUAUAGAUGCUCAUGUAGCAGCAGCUAACAAAAUUCGCCUUUGGAACAAGGGUGUUGAUUCAGAAAACUUCCACCCUCGUUAUCGGAGCCAUGAAAUGCGUAUGAGGCUAAGUAAUGGUGAACCAGAAAAGCCAUUGUUAAUUCAUGUUGGACGAUUAGGAGUUGAAAAGAGCUUGGAUUUUCUGAAAAGUGUUAUGGAUAGGCUGCCAGGAGUAAGAAUUGCUUUCGUCGGAGAUGGACCAUAUAGGCCUGAACUGGAAAAGAUGUUCUCAGGUAUGCCGGUGGUGUUCACUGGAAUGCUGCAGGGAGUAGAGCUCUCGCAGGCAUACGCCAGCGGGGAUGUUUUCAUGAUGCCUUCGGAGUCGGAGACCCUUGGCUUCGUCGUGUUGGAGGCCAUGUCGUCCGGAGUUCCCGUCGUAGCAGCCCGUGCCGGAGGAAUUCCAGACAUCAUACCGGAGGAGCAGGAAGGGAAGACCAGCUUCCUCUUCGCUCCCGGCGACCUUGAUGACUGCAUGAGCAAGAUCGAGCGGCUCCUGUCAUGCAGGGAGUUCAGAGAAGCCAUGGGCAAGGCAGCGCGAGAGGAGAUGGAGAAGUACGACUGGAGAGCAGCGACGCGGAAGAUACGUAACGAGCAGUACAAUGCGGCAAUCUGGUUCUGGAGGAAGAAGAGGGCUCAGCUUCUCGGACCGCUCCAACGGUUGGUCAGAAGGUUCUUCAAAUCACCACAAAUCAACUAUGGUUGAUAUGUGCGUGCGCGAUGGUCGCUCGAUACCUUUACAAGUGUUACUGGACCAAGUCAUUACUAAUCUGACUGCUGCUUAUGUUAAUAAUGUAACAUGUGCAGCAAACUUACUCCAGAUGGAAAUGAUCAUAGUAACGCUAAUAGAUAGCGAUGAUUAGAUGUAUUUAGUCAUAUAUAAGCGAUAAUACUUUUAAUGAUGUGAUACGCAAAUUUACU